This is a messenger RNA of Panicum virgatum (switchgrass), 817 nucleotides long. Its product is annotated as ferredoxin-1-like. NCBI's taxonomy places the organism in Eukaryota, Viridiplantae, Streptophyta, Magnoliopsida, Poales, Poaceae. Gene Ontology annotation, molecular function: 2 iron, 2 sulfur cluster binding; electron transfer activity. Gene Ontology annotation, biological process: electron transport chain. The record is from RefSeq and is a predicted model, not a curated record. The transcript is spliced from 3 exons. The coding region runs from base 209 to 667 and encodes 152 amino acids.
UCCACACUCUACUACCCGUAUCCCAAAUCCCAAUCCCCCGUGACCGCUGCUCCAUUCUUGGAAGCCCCGGAGGGAGAGCGGAGACGCCCGGCGCCCACGCGCUUGGCCUCGAGAAGGAAACUGGAAGCUCAGUUCUACUUGAAAGUUCAGGUAUUGCCAGCUCCAUUUCAAAAGAAAGAAGGUUCAGGUCCCAGACACCCAAACAAAGAUGGCAACUUCGACAUCUCCAGUUCUCUGCAACUUCAUGGCCAUCGCACAGAACAACACGCUUGUGCUGAACAAGAGCACAAAGCGGUCCCUGCUGCAGCUGAGCUUCCCGAGGGGCACGCCGACACUGCCGGACUUGAGAGCGAGGCAGGACGUCCGCGUCGCCGCCGUCUACAAGGUGAAGCUCAUCGGGCCGGAGGGGAAGGAGAGCGUGGUCAAGGUGCCGGAGGACAGCUACAUCCUGGACGCGGCCGAGGAGGCCGGGCUCGACCUGCCCUACUCCUGCCGCGCCGGCGCCUGCUCCUCGUGCGCCGGCAAGGUCCUGCAGGGCUCCGUCGACCAGUCGGACCAGUCGUACCUCGACGACGAGCAGGUCGGCGCCGGGUACCUGCUCACCUGCGUCGCGUACCCGACCUCCGACUGCGUCAUCCAGACGCACCGGGAGGCGGACCUGUACUAGCUAGUAGUAGCCCUGUGCCACUCCCGCAGCUCCAUUCAGACUCGAGCUUGAGUUCUCUUGACAUUGCGAUUUCGCAUCGAUCUGUACUUGUCGCUGGAUCUUAGCUACUAGACUCCUUAAUCGUCAUCCUCCAUCCACGUAAUUUUGGCA